Molecule: messenger RNA, 2215 nt
Organism: Striga asiatica
Lineage: Eukaryota; Viridiplantae; Streptophyta; Magnoliopsida; Lamiales; Orobanchaceae
Source: the annotation of a GenBank genome assembly
CUUUUUUUUUUUUAAUUUAAAUUUUUUCUAUCUGAAAAGCCAACAAAAAACAUUAUGAGGCGAUAAGUACUACUUUAUUUUUUGAAUUAAUAAAAAUAGGUUUCUUAAAAUAAAACACUUAAACUGCCAAUAUGAGCAGCACAGUAAAGCACCAUUUCUUCUCAUUUUUUGUUUCUGAAACCGGUCUCUGUUUCCUCUCAAAACCCAGUUGUGAGUGAGUGAGAAGCACGACAGAGUAAUAGAGAUGUUCAGAGAGAGAAGACUAGUUUGUUUUGGGGAUAAGAUGUGGAAAUACUAGCAGUUUUUCAUUUGUUCUUCUUUGCACUUUCCAUUUUUCGCAGACUAAUAAAUAAAUGAAAAAAAUGGAUUCGUCGGAGGCCGCAAAGGUUAUCAUCGACAGAAUCUCGAGGCUCGAACCAGAACACAUAGCGAAAAAGAUAAUCGGCUACAUUUACUUUCAAGGCCUUUCGGACCAAGAAAUGAUCCGCUUGGCAUUAGGGCCCGACUUCUUACUCCACAGCUUGAUCCAAAAGGCCAAAACCGCUCGUCUAUUAGCUCCAGCACCUCCCGUUAUAUCUCCCCCAAUUUCCCCGACAAUAAAUUCCGACCCUCCUUUCCAGCACAGCCCAUUUCGGCCCGUUUCAGCCCAAUCAGGCCCAAUCCGAAGAAUGAACCCUCCUCACUGGGACCUGCAGCUGGGCCCGCCUUUCAAAAUGAUACCUUAUUCUGUGGGAACAGAGGACUCUCUUGUUGAGUCCGUGCAUUCGAAUUUCCCGAGCGAUUUCUACUGCAAUAGAAGGAGUUCACCGGGCCCGGGCCCACUUGACUAUCAUCCCGUGAAAACGUGUCAUUACUUCAGCAAGGGCUUCUGCAAGCACGGCAGCGAUUGUAGGUACUUCCACGGGGAAUCUUUUCCAGACGGAUGCUAUUUGUUCGGCCCAAACCACAAGUAUGACGUGGCGCCAGCUGGCGACGAGCACGUUUUCUCGCCGGGUUCCCUCGAGAAGCUCGAGCUGGAAAUAACGGAGCUUCUGAAGUCGAGAAGAGGCCACCCUGUGUCGAUUGCGUCCCUUCCGAUGAUGUAUUAUGAGAAAUACGGAAGGACUCUGCAGGCUGAAGGGUAUUUGACCGAGAGUCAAAGGCACGGAAAAGCUGGGUAUAGCUUGACGAAACUUCUUGCGAGGCUGAAAAGCAGCAUACGGUUAAUUGACAGGCCACAUGGGCAGCAUGCGGUGAUACUUGCAGAGGAUGCUCCGAAAUAUAUGGAUAUCCAGGGAGAGAGGAAUGACCCGGGCCCGAUUGUUAGCGGUUCGCGGCAGAUUUAUCUGACUUUUCCGGCCGAGAGCACGUUUACUGAGGAAGAUGUUUCCAAUUACUUCAAUACUUUUGGAGGAGUGCAGGAUGUUAGGAUUCCAUGCCAGCAGAAGCGAAUGUUUGGUUUUGUGACUUUUUUGAGUGCAGAGACGGUGAGGCUAAUUUUGUCCAAGGGGAAUCCACAUUACGUGUGUGGUGCUCGUGUUCUGGUGAAACCAUAUAGAGAAAAGUCGAAGCUUGUUGAAAAAAAAUACCUGGAAAAAUUUGACCAUGCUGUUUAUUACCACCCACACCCUGCGGAUAUUGACCAACAACAUCAAACGAGCUGGGAAUCAUCUAGAAUGUUCCGGAGGCAGCUAAUGGAAGAACAUGAACACGCCAUGGAAUUGGAGACAAUGCGCCUCUCACAACUCCAGUUAGGCUGCAAAUCUUUCCCCAUCCAGAAUUGUUUGGGUUUUUCCAUGGAUGAGCUCAAAGUACCUCAAGAGCGGUUCAUUUCAUUGCUUGAUGCCUUGAACAGUGGGUCUACUAAUGAUGACAACACCAAGCUUCCAUCUAACAAUUGUGGUGACCAGGAGAGCUCACAAGGACUUAAUCUACCGGAAAGUCCCUUUGCAUCUGCAGUGGCUAGCAGUGUUUCAGCAGUUAUAUAAUCAGGAGGACAAUACAGAUAAAACAUUAUAGAGUUUAUUUAGGAAAAAAAGUUUACAUGAUUCCUUUAGUCAACAGAAAUAUGCAUCUUUUUUUUUUUAGUCAUUUCAUUCUCUACCUAGUUGCUGCAUAAUCAAAAAUCCGCUGUAAGUUAACACAAAAUGCUUAGAAGAAUUCUCCCCACUACUUGGGUCAAAUNGAAAGUAGGUGUCUAGCCUCUAGUCGUCUGAAGAAAAGAAAAAUGUAAUUU